This is a messenger RNA of Notodromas monacha, 1345 nucleotides long. The record is from the annotation of a GenBank genome assembly. Lineage: Eukaryota; Metazoa; Arthropoda; Ostracoda; Podocopida; Cyprididae.
AGAAAUCAUUCGGCUGCACAGAACUAUGUCAAAUUAAUUGCAAGUGCAAAGCAUUUUUCUCUGAGCGUCGGGUCGCAGUUCGUGACAAUCUUAAAGCCAGAUGGAUUCCUCGCCUUCCAUGGACUCUUUGUCCUUGAGCGACGAUUUCUCUACAGUUGAGCGGAAAAAUAGACUGCGGCUUUCUUUCAACAACCCCGAGAAACAGCGUCAGCCGGUAGAAGUUCGACUCCCUAUAUCAGGCGGUCCAGCGUAUUUUGAGCCAUGGAAAAUUCCGGGUGGAUUUUAUUCGACUGGAAAGCUGACAUUCUCAGAAUCUAGUCUCUACGAAUUCACCGCAGAAGAUCUAGUUGAUCUUGGAGAAAUCGGCCGGGGUGCAUUCGGUACUGUGAACAAGAUGGUCCACCGACAAUCGAACUACGCGAUGGCUGUGAAGAGAAUCCGAUCGACUGUUGAUGAAAGAGAGCAGAAAAAUCUGAUGAGGGAACUGGAAGUGAUCGUCAAGAGCAGUGAUUGCCCCAGCAUUGUGAAAUUUUAUGGUGCAAUUUUUAAAGAGGUUCGAGGCUUGUAUAAUAUUCAUUUUUCGUCUUUUAACGAUGAGUUUUUAUUGAAGGGUGAUUGCUGGAUAUGUAUGGAGUUGAUGCAUACUUCCCUUGAUAAAUUUUACCGUUUUGUUUACGAAGAAUUGAAGGAACGUAUACCGGAAAUUCUUCUUCAGCAAAUAGCAAAAUCGGUGAGUUGGAUGUUCUGGAAUUACUAUGAAACGAUCAUCGCCUUGCAGUAUCUCAGGGACCGAAUCAGCAUGAUCCACAGAGACGUGAAGCCAAGUAACAUAUUGCUUGACCGGCGAGGCGAUAUAAAACUGUGUGAUUUCGGUAUUUGUGGGAAGCUUGUCAAUUCAAUAGCGAAAACUCGAGACGCAGGCUGUGAGCCGUAUAUGGCGCCGGAAAGAAUUGAUCCGCGACAGUUGAGGGAAUACGAUGUCCGAUCAGACGUCUGGUCUCUUGGCAUUACUGUCAUGGAAUUGGCUACUGGAAAGUUUCCGUACCCUAAGUGGAACACAGUUUUCGAACAAGUCGCUCAGGUUGUUGACGGUUGUUCCCCUCGCCUGAAGCCUGAAUAUCCCGCUGGAGAAAUGGGACCGGAUCCAGUGACAUUUUCCACAGAACUGGUUGACUUCGUCAAUUUUUGCCUCACCAAGAAUGUUUCGUGCCGCCCGCGGUACCCUGAGCUGCUGUGCCACGCUUUUGUCGCCCGCAGUAUUGACGCCGAAGAACUUACCCGAGUCGUUUGUGGUGUUCUCGACAGGAUGCCCGAAACGCUGACUACGAAUUGUUACAAGAUUUGA